Molecule: messenger RNA, 1602 nt
Organism: Strongylocentrotus purpuratus (purple sea urchin)
Lineage: Eukaryota; Metazoa; Echinodermata; Echinoidea; Camarodonta; Strongylocentrotidae
Gene: exosc8
Product: exosome complex component RRP43
Exons: 11
Coding region: 85-912 (275 amino acids)
Biological process (GO): nuclear mRNA surveillance; U5 snRNA 3'-end processing; U1 snRNA 3'-end processing
Cellular component (GO): nuclear exosome (RNase complex); cytoplasmic exosome (RNase complex)
Source: RefSeq, a predicted model, not a curated record
UAUCUGUCUUCCGAUCCGAUUGGCUACAUAUAAUACGAACGCCCAAUCAGAUUUCAUUUGACAUAAUUAGAGGAAUUCCCAAUCAUGGCAGCCGAGUUCAAGACCGCACAGCCUGUUGAAUACUACAAACAGUUCUUGAAGGAAGAGGUUAGACCAGAUGGAAGAGAGUUGGGAGAAAUAAGAUCAACAAUUCUCAAUGUUGGAUCCAUCAGUACUGCACAUGGCUCAGCCCUUGUGAAGCUUGGUAACACAACAGUGGUGUGUGGCAUCAAGGGGGAAUUUGCCUCUCCAACAGUUGAAGAACCUAAAAAAGGAUAUCUAGUUCCCAAUGUGGAUCUGCCACCAUUAUGUUCAGCUCAAUUCAAGCCUGGUCCUCCAAGCAUCCAAGCACAGGUCACAUCUCAACUGGUAGCUGAUACUCUACUCAGUUCCAACCUCCUGAACUAUGAAGACCUUUGCAUCAAAGAAGGAAAUAUGGUAUGGGUUCUCUACUGUGACAUGAUGUGUCUAGACUAUGAUGGUAACAUCAUUGAUGCUUGUCUGAUUGCUCUUCUAGCAGCUCUUAGAAACGUGAGAUUACCGGUAGUUACCAUCGAUGAAGACACAGGACUAGCAGAGCUUUCAUCCACAGAAGACAGAUCUUUGAACAUCGUCAACCAGUUUGCUGCCACUACAUUCUCUGUCUUUGAUGAUUCCAUCCUUCUGGUAGACCCUACAGUAGAAGAAGAGGACCUAGCUACUGGACUAAUGACAGUCAUCGUCACUCAGGAUGGGAGGCUAUGUAACAUACAUAAACCAGGUGGGACACCUCUAUCUACAGACCAGAUCCAGGAUUGUAUCGGUCGAGCCCAGACCAGAGCUAAGGAGAUAUGCUCACUGAUUGAUGAUACACUAGAUAGCAUUGAGAGAUGACCUUUAUAUCAAACCUGAUAAAAAUGCAAAAUUGAUCCUACGGAUGUUACAUAGACAUUGUCAACCUUGUAAAUGUACAGAGACUGGCCCACUUGGCAGAUUUAUCCAUAUUUUUACAGUGUUCAAACUAUAGGCCUACUGAUGCUGGCUCAAAUACUCACCUAUGCUAAGUCUGUGUAAUGGUUUAAAUCACUAACGAGGUUGAUCUGAUUGGUUAUGUAACCUGAAAAUUAGUUCUUCCUUCACAGUUAGUUGAAAAAUUACCUGUUUUGGUGAGCUUUCUCUUGCUAUACUGCAAGCUUCCCAAAACAGGUAAUUUGUCCACUGAUUGGGAAGGAAGACCUAAUUUCCAUGUGUAAUGAUUUGUCUUCAAACUUUUCAUUGUGUCACCAAUUAUUUGUACACUUUCAAACAUCAGUGUCUGUUUGAUAUACUGCUGUUUAUACUAUUUAGUUAAAGGACUUUACAUUUACUUGGAGAUGUUCGUGCUUGAAAUAACAAAAUUUUGACUGUCAAUCAUGGUGAAAUUCAGAAAUAUAACAUUCUAGAGAAUCUAUGCACUUUCCUUGUGCCUUUGCCAAAUGGAUGUAGAAAAUAAGGUACACCUUUAAGAUAUAACACUGAAUGAUUAUAAUUUUGCUUGAAAUGUUAGAUACCUCUCCCGAUUUGCACGAUGCAAUCAAAUGAAAA